AUGGAAGCCGCCAGAGCCACCUCGUCCCGCCUGGCCCGCUCCGCCUCCCUCUCCGCCGCCCGCCCCCACCACCGCUCCCGCGCCGCCAGGUUCCCGCCGUCCCCACAGCUGACCCCGCUCUCGGCCGCCGCGUCGCCGCGCGCCCUCCCGCUCCACCGGACCAGGUCCGACGCCGAGCUCGCCUACUACGCGAGAUCCGCUGUCGUCGUCCUCCGCCACGCCCCGAUCCCCACCAUCCUCGAGGCGGACGCGGACGAGGAAGGGCGCCAGCAGCAGGACGACAGCAAGGCGCCAGCGGGCCUCGCCGACGGCGCCGGCGCCGGAAGGAACGGCCGCGGAAGCGGAGGCCGCGGAGGCGGUGGUGGCGGCCAAGGCCAAGGCAGCGGCUGCGACAUGGGCGAGUACUACCGCCGCGUGCUGCGGGUGGAUCCCGGGAACCCGCUGCUGCUGCGCAACUACGGCAAGUACCUGCACGAGGUGGAGGGCGACCUGGCGGGCGCCGAGGGCUGCUACGCGCGCGCGCUGCUGGCGUGCCCCGGGGACGCCGACCUGCUCAGCCUCUACGGCCGCGUCAUCUGGGAGGCGCGCCAGGAGAAGGACCGCGCCGCGGACUACUUCGAGCGCGCCGUGCAGGCCGCGCCGGAUGACUGCUACGUGCUCGGGUCCUACGCGAGCUUCCUGUGGGACGUCGACGACGACGACGACGACGAGGAGGCAGGCACCCGAGCGGUCGAUGUGAAAGAGGAAACAACAAGCAUGGUGGUCGCGUCGUGCGACUCCUCGGCGUUGGUGCCCGCGUGCUGA
Molecule: messenger RNA, 804 nt
Organism: Miscanthus lutarioriparius
Lineage: Eukaryota; Viridiplantae; Streptophyta; Magnoliopsida; Poales; Poaceae
Source: the annotation of a GenBank genome assembly